Messenger RNA from Ctenocephalides felis (cat flea), 608 nucleotides. RefSeq names its product abscisic acid and environmental stress-inducible protein-like. Lineage: Eukaryota; Metazoa; Arthropoda; Insecta; Siphonaptera; Pulicidae. The annotation marks the transcript as partial. The transcript has 3 exons. The record is from RefSeq and is a predicted model, not a curated record.
AUGGUUCCUUGGAGAGGACGUUUAGGUUUCCGUCAAUACAUCCCAGGAAAGCGACACAAAUAUGGCGUAAAAUUAUAUAAAUUAUGUUUAUCCGAAGGAUAUACGCAUAAUAUCGAAAUAUAUGCCGACAAGAAUGGAACGAUGAUUGAAAAAUGCCAGUCUCAAGAUGUGUCCACAGACGAUGCGAGUUGGGGCGACGGCAGGGGAAACAGCCGCGGCGGCGUAGAAAACAACCGCGGCGGCAUAGAAAACAACCGAGGCGGCAUAGAAAACAACCGCGUCGGUAGAGGAAACAACGGCGUCGGUAGAGGAAACAACGGCGUCGGUAGAGGAAACAACGGCGGCGGUAGAGGAAACAACGGCGGCGGUAGAGGAAACAACGGCGGCGGUCGCGUCAAGCAACGCGGUGGCCGCGGAAAUUACCGCGCAGACAACCGCGGCGGCCGCGGAAGCAACCACGGUGGGCAAAGAAACCAUCGCGGCGGCCAGGACGUCAAUUCAGCUAACUCUGACUGGCAGAACAAACAAGAAGCAAUUGAUUACAUCAAUGCUAAGAAAAUGUAUGAGCAAAGACCUUACAACUUUGUUUUCAAGUGUGGGUCGAAAGG